CAUGCCUCUAACCAAAUCGUGUCUAGUGUCGAAAUUGUUUUCCAUACGAAAACUACGCGUCUCGAUCAGAAUUCUACUUGUUUCGAGAAUUUACGAAAGUGGUAACGGGAAUUAACAGUGAUAAAAAUUGAAUUCUAUAAUGUACUCUUGCCAUUAUCAUAUCUGAAACAACUUUGUUCGAUUAAUGGGUGCAGCGCAUACGACUAAAGUCACAGAAAAAAUGGAGAACUCUGAACGUUCAGACGAUCGAGGAAAAGUAGAGGGACAUUCGCGUGCAAGUAGCAGCGCGAGGCCAUUGUCGAUUGAAGGACCUUCAAAUAUGAGUAACACUGAAACACGAGUACUUGACCCGCUACCAAAUCAACCUAGACAACCAUCAAAUUUACAAGGAUUACUCAAAUUUGCUAUGGAAGCGACAAAUUCUCAAAAUAUCACUAGCAGUAGUCAGUUCCAACCACUGGAUAAAGAAAGGCAAGAAUUUUUGAGACAAGCACUUUCCUCUAUGACGUGUAAUGUGAUAGAUGAAUUACAAAAAGCUAUUAAAAUUCUGUCGAAUGUAGUUGACCUUCGACCAGAGGAUGAUGCUACCCAGUAUGAAAUUGCAUUGGAAAGGAUCUCAGAUUUUGUAGAUAAUAUAGAUGUUGCCAAUGACUUUUAUAAAAUUGGGGGUUUCUCAAUAUUUGGUCCAUGUUUAAAUUCUCCUCUUAGCAGUAUUAGAUGGAGGGCAGCAGAUGUAAUUGCUGAACUAGCUCAAAAUAAUCCCUUUUGCCAAGAAAGAUUUUUAGAAACAGGUCUCUUUCCCAUAUUACUGAACAUGAUAGACACAGAUCCAGCAGAAGCUGCUAGAAUUAAAGCUCUAUAUGCGGUUUCUUGCAUAGUUCGGGAGCACCCAAUAUCUUUGAAAUAUAUGGACAUAAAUGAUGGAUACUCUGUUCUCUUAAGAGCUAUGCAAAGUUCGGUGAAGAAAUUACAAAUUAAAUCCGCCUUUUUCUUAUCCGCACUUUGUAGCAAAGAAAAUACAACAGAUAUGAAGUUAACACUAGUGAAUAUGGGCUUGAUUGAGCAAGCAGCAGGUUUGCUAGUCAUUGAUGAUCUAUUACCAGAGAUUAGAGAUCAAUUGUUAAAUAUUCUCGAUGGUUUAACCAAUGAUGACUUUUACGCUGCUUUAAAAGAAUGUCGACGACCGGAGCUUUCCUUGCAAUCCACGUUGGAACGUUGUAUAAGUGAUUUAAAACAAGAAGAAAAUCCCGAUCAGAUAGACGUAUGUUAUCGGGUGUUGAAGAAAGUUUUUUCUGAUCAUGAUACAAAUCAAGAAAGGUAA
This is a messenger RNA of Habropoda laboriosa, 1321 nucleotides long. Its product is annotated as hsp70-binding protein 1. Lineage: Eukaryota; Metazoa; Arthropoda; Insecta; Hymenoptera; Apidae. The transcript has 5 exons. The record is from RefSeq and is a predicted model, not a curated record. Bases 185 to 1321 code for a protein of 378 amino acids.